CCCGAAGGCCCCUCCCCGCCCUAGCUCUGCUCCCGGGGGGUGCAAGUCCCAUAGCUGCUGCCCCCCACCCCCGGACCCUCCUGGGCUCUGCCCCCCUGCGCCUGCAGGAGCCGAGCCGGCCCCGGGAGAGCGACCGCCCCGAGCCGGGCCAGGGCCCGAGUCUCCCAGCCCGAGGGGGCAGGAGGGAGCCAGGGGCAGCAGGAGCAAUGGGGGGAGGGAGGUUCCCGGCUCCCAGCCCCAUUCCCUGCAGCCCCCCGCCCCGGGGCAGUGACUGUCCUGGGGAGAAGGGGAGGGGCAGGGAGAGAAAAAGCUAGUUCGUGCCUCCGCCUGGUCCCCGCGCUGCUCGGGGGACGCGCUGCCCUGGGGACAGGGUCAGGGGGGUCCCCCAAAGAGGCAUCUUUGAUUAUGCUCUUUGGCUGCACAAUUUCAUUCUAAAGGGACCUUUUCAGUUACUUACAAACUGCUGAAAGUCACUAGAUGCACCUUUGGUCUGAGCCAGUCUGGCAGCAGUCCCUAUGUUCAUCUUUAGGAUAGAAAGUCUCUGUCCAGAGUGAAUUUGUAAUGGAAACAGAUUAAAAAGCACCACUUAGCCUCAUUUUGAGCAAGGGGAAAAUGACCCUUUUACCAUUAUUUUUAAAAAGUGUUAUCAACUUUUGGACUAAUUGGGUAGCAGAAGGAUUUAGGCUGGUAACUUUAUGUUUGAUGCAGAGAGAAUUCCUAGGUCAGACAUGCUUGUCUCUCAGCUCCGGUUAAAAAUGACCUGUGAUGUGUGUGUUUUCUGAGGGCUCAAUAGCUCUCCAUUCUUCACACACACUGAUUUCUUUUUCCAUUUGGUAAGUUUUGUUUAUUAACUUAGGAUCUGAUUUUGCCAACACUUCCACACAUGCUUGUCUUUAGCCAUCUGAGCGGCAUUACUGAGUUUAUUAAAUCUCUGUUACUGACCAGAUUUAAAAAUGUCUCACAGAUUUACCCCCAGUGGCAGGGCAGAGUCUGUGCUAUAAUCAAAUGACCAAGGCCAGGAAUUUUAAUUACAGGACCCUAAAAGUACAUUUCCAAAUCCAUAUUCAGGCAGCGGAAUAAGUGGCCUGGUAUCAAUAGCUCUGGACACUCAGAACUGAACCCCAGUGUUGCAGGCUCAACGUUUUUGAAACUCAGGCCACUUAUUGAGAUAACUGAAUGUUGGGCCCUAACUUCAUGUUGCUCAUUUGUUUGCUUGAGCCCCAAGUAGGAAUUCCCAUUUCCAGACCUGACAUGAUCUCCUGGCUGGAGUGAAGGGAGGAGCUGUGGGUCCCCAGUCUCCACGGAGAGGGGGAAAGAGAGAUAGUGAGAUGUGCCUGCAGAGCACAGGGUGUGACUCUGAACUGGAUUAUCUCUCUGUCUCUGGGACGGUGAGUGAGACCAAGGAGGAGAAUCCUCAGCUGGGAGUCUUGGAGCAGGGGGAACCACACAGGACAGUUUGGGGAGAUCCUAGGAGACUCAGCCCAGGCCAUACGGGCACCCGGGAAAAGAGCCAGGGCAGAGACAGCGUGAAUCAGCUCACCGGAGCAGAGGGGUUGGAAAAAUCAAAGAAACUGCCCAGCAGAGAAUCCCCCUGGAGACAGACCCAGUAUGUUUGGUGACUGUGGGAACAGCUUCCCUGGGAGUUCAGCCCAUAUUACUCCGCAGACAAUCCACAUGGGAGAAAAACGCUAUAGAUGUGCUGAGUGUGGGAAAAGCUUUUCUCAGAGUACUACUCUCAUUAACCAUCAGAGACUCCACACAGGAGAGAAGCCCUAUAUGUGCCCCACAUGUGGGAUCAGCUUUGUUCAGCUCUCACAAGUUGUUAGACACCAGAGAAUCCACACGGGAGAAAAGCCCUAUACAUGCCUGACCUGUGGGAAAAGCUUCAGUGAUAAAUCACAUUUCAAUGAACACCAGAAGAUCCACACAGGAGAAAAACCCUAUACAUGUCUGACCUGUGGGAAAAGCUUCCGAUACAGUUCAGCUCUUACUACACAUCAGAGAAAACACACUGGAGAGAAACCUUAUAAAUGUCCCGAGUGCCAAAAAUCCUUCAGUGACAGUUCAAUCUUUAGCAGGCAUCGGAGGGUACACACAAGAGAGAAGCCCUUCAAAUGCUGUGAUUGUGGGAAAAGCUUUGGGGAGAGCUCAGACCUUCUUGUACAUCAGAGAGUACACACGGGAGAGAAACCCUAUAAAUGCCUUGAGUGUGGGACAAGUUUCAGGGUACCGUCAGCACUUAUUGUACAUCAGAGAGUACACACGGGAGAGAGGCCCUAUAAGUGCCUGACCUGUGGGAAAACAUACCGGUGUAGCUCUCACCUUACUAAACAUCAGAGAAUCCACACAGGCAAGCAAUCCUUGAAGUGCCCUGAAUAGGGAAGGGCCAAGUGAAUAACGUCUUUGCCAGUUCCCAAGAACCUCAGAGCGUCAGGCCAGGCUGGAGUGGCCGUGUAAUGGGGAUAUGCAAUGGAUAUAAAGCAGAGAAUAAAAUCCCAUUCCUGGAACAGAGUCAUGCAGAGCAGGAGGCUGGGAUAAGAUUCCCACAUUGUGAUGGGAUUUGAUUAUGAUUUUUCAAGACUCUCUGAAUGUCCUCUGAUGAACUCCUACAUUUAAGUUAAUUCCCCACAGGAGAGUUGGCAACCGUACCAGAGUGCUGGGCAAUUCCCUGAGCUGAGCUCUCCUACAGAGAGCUUAUCACAGACUCUGAGUGUUUCUAUAGCUGGGCGUGUCCCUACCUGUGUGGCUGGAAAGAGGGCUUUGAGAGCCUGACCCAGCAGCACAGAGUGUGGGGGGGGCAGGCUAGGGGGACAGGCACACUCAGUGGGACCCCAACACAUCCAGUGGCACCCUGGGAAUGGGGGCCCAACCCGUCAGAGCACUGCACACACUUCUCCCCCAGGAAAGGAAAAGAGAACAAACAGGCUGCUUAUUACACCAUGGAUAUGUAGGGGUGCUCACGUACUGUGGGGAUGAGCAUGGUAUAAGCACCCACACAGAAUAGAGUUUAUCUUAUGCUCUGUAACCUCUCAUUUCUACUUGAUAGUAUAUUGUUUAAUAAAAUGGAUACAUUCAGGAGCAAUAAUGGUCUCCAUGAGGUUUGAAAUGCAAUGUCCUGACCUUGGCCUUGGGAUGAUGGUUUAUUUGUGAUGUUCCUGCUGUGCAGGAGGAGGAAUAACAUGGGUCUGAGUUUCUUAUAUUCAUUCAUCA
Caretta caretta (loggerhead turtle) is the source of this 3210-nucleotide messenger RNA. RefSeq lists its product as uncharacterized. Gene Ontology annotation, molecular function: RNA polymerase II cis-regulatory region sequence-specific DNA binding; DNA-binding transcription factor activity, RNA polymerase II-specific. Gene Ontology annotation, cellular component: transcription regulator complex; chromatin; PcG protein complex. Gene Ontology annotation, biological process: regulation of transcription by RNA polymerase II. The record is from RefSeq and is a predicted model, not a curated record. NCBI's taxonomy places the organism in Eukaryota, Metazoa, Chordata, Testudines, Cheloniidae.